CUAGCCUAACAAUGGAGCCGGAGAAGAAACAUCGUCUAAUUAAAUACAGCAUUGCGGCGAUAGCUAUUUUAGUGGCUGUUGGAUUCUGUGUUGGAAUAAUAUACGCCGUUGCUGACUAUUACGCUAACGAAGAUGAUAUUGAUGUUGCUACUGAAAAACCAACCACUUCAACAGUUUUAAGCACAACUGCAGUAACACAGAAUCCAGUCCCAGAAAUUACUGGAGGAGACAUUCUUGAUUACUUUGUGGAUGCAAACGAUGACGGUCUGUACGUUUCAUUUGUUCAUGGAGCUAAUUCAAUUUCGGAGAUGGAAAAAGCAUUGAGUGAUGAUUCGAUUGACAUGCUCGAAGCAGAUAUAACACUUCGAUAUUACGGGCUUGAAAACCAAACGACAGAACCUAUUAUGGCCCAUCCUCCUGCCUUCAACAGCGAUAACACACUUGCUAAUUGGUUUGAAAACGUUAUUCCAUCCAAGAAGGGAAUAAAAAUGGACAUAAAGGUUGAAGAAGUCAUACCUCAUGCUCUCAAAGAACUACAAUUACACAGGAGCAAAUUGAUGCAACCAGUGUGGAUCAAUGCCGAUGUAAUACAAGGACCUAAUACGUUGUCGACUCCGAUAGAUGGAGAUUAUUUCGUCCAUAACGUCAAUCAAUACUUUCCUAAUGUUACUUUAUCAUUAGGAUGGACGACUGGGUACAGGAUUGCUCUUGAAAAUGAAGAAUAUUCGUGGGAAUCGAUGGAUGAUAUGCUCCGCCUAGCAUCCAGUACCAAUCAAAGAAUAACUUUUCCGAUUCGCGCUGCUCUUGCAAGACAGUCAUGGUAUAAGUUUCUCUGGCUUUUAGAACAAGAUAAAAGGUUCUCUUUAACGGUGUGGAGCGCAAGCGUCGAUCCCGUAUCUUUGGAAGAUAAAGUGUAUAUACGAGACAAUUACGACACGUCAAGAGUUUUUUACGACACUGAUCCAAAUUUUGUGGAAGACAUAAGAAUGGAAGUGGAAGGUGAUCGCACGGUGGAAAAAGUGUUCUAUACUGGAGGGAAUGCCCUCGACUUCUUCAGAAUUCCAGGAAGAGAUGCCAUGAAAGUAACAUGGGCACAUAGAGCAAACAACAAAGCUGAUUUGGAAGCAGCUUUAAAAGAUGAGUCAAUAAUGAUGCUCGAAGCUGAUGUUAGAACUCGCCCAUCAGAUGGAAUCCCUGUAAUGGCUCACACUCCUGCAGAUAUUCCACUGACUGAUCAGACAUUAGAAGAAUGGCUGCAAAGAGUAUCCAAUGUAACAACGAGGGGAAUAAAAUUGGAUGUAAAAACAACAGACACUUUAGAAAAGGCAUUUACAAUCAUUGCAAAGGAAUCUCCAGUAGUACCAGUGUGGUUAAACUCUGAUGUAUUGAGGGGACCAAAUUCUGUGUCUAUCCCAGUGAAUGCAACAAUUUUCUUCUCAAAAGCUGAAGAAAUAUUUCCACAUGCAACACUCUCACCUGGAUGGACAACUUUUUACAAUGUCAUUGGUGAGAAUGAAGGAUAUAGUCAAGCUAUGGUUGAAGAAAUGUACUCGUAUUGCAAAAGUUCACGUCAAGCGAUAACAUUUCCAGUCCGGGCAUCUCUAACAGCGCAAUCCGUGACUGAACUCCAAUGGCUUAUCAAAAAAUCAAACAGGUACACUUUGACUGUCUGGCACAGUGGCUCGGAGAAUGUACCUAUUGAAGACUUGCUAAAAAUUCAUGACGGAUUCACAAAAGAACAAGUAUAUUAUGAUUUGCCAGAAGAUAUGAUGAAUGAAUUCGUUCAAGCAUUAGAAAGCAGAUAACUAGAACUUCAAACGUGGAUAAUUAUUUAAUUUUAUACA
Molecule: messenger RNA, 1844 nt
Organism: Styela clava
Lineage: Eukaryota; Metazoa; Chordata; Ascidiacea; Stolidobranchia; Styelidae
Product: protein FAM151A-like
Source: RefSeq, a predicted model, not a curated record